GUCUUCAAUCCAGGUCCUCUCGUCGAGAGGCUAAGGUUCAGCGUGCGGGUGGGUAAACUGCUCGGCGUAGUCCCCCAGCCCAUCACCACAAUCGAAAAUACUUAGGUAAAAAUAUUGCAGAAUAUUGUAAUAAUGCAUCCCCGGCUGAUUGACAACGGGGAGGUCCGCUCUUUCACAAACUGAACGCGGGGAAAGGGUUUUUCUCCCAGCACAAGCCAGUCAACAAACCAAGUCCAUCCGACGUUGAGCCUCUGCUUUAACGGCGUUUCUUGCAGUUCUUGAAAUUCUUUCGCAGCGUACAGCAUCGUAAGGUACAUUUUGGACCUACGUUGAUUUGAUAGGAGCAUCAUAACAAAAGCACACACUCAUACAUAAUGGGUGCAUUUUUGGACAAGCCAAAGAUGGAGAAACAGAAUGCCUGUGGUGAGGGGAACGACCUGCGCUAUGGGCUGAGCAGCAUGCAGGGCUGGCGGGUGGAGAUGGAGGACGCGCACACGGCCGUCAUCGGCCUGCCGCACGGCCUCAGUCCCUGGUCCUUCUUUGCCGUGUACGACGGGCACGCCGGCUCCCAGGUGGCCCGCUACUGCUGCGAGCACCUCCUGGAGCACAUCACCAGCAACCCCGACUUCCAGGGCGGCACCAAGACCCAGGAGCAGCCUGACGCCGCUGCAGCUGCCACUGCCGCAAGGGAGGUGGCCAAGGAGCCAGAGGUAGAUGAGCCCAGCGUCGACCAAGUGAAGCAGGGCAUCCGCACAGGCUUCCUGCAGAUUGAUGAGCACAUGCGCCAGAUCUCGGAGAACCGGAAAGGGGGCGGCGCGACCGACCGCAGUGGCUCCACGGCCGUGGGUGUGAUGGUGUCACCGCAGCACAUCUACUUCAUCAACUGCGGCGACUCACGCGGGCUCCUGAGCCGCGCCGGCACCGUACACUUCUUCACACAGGACCACAAGCCCAACAACCCGCUGGAGAAGGAGCGCAUCCAGAACGCCGGCGGCUCCGUCAUGAUCCAGCGCGUCAACGGCUCGCUGGCCGUCUCGCGCGCCCUUGGAGACUUCGACUACAAGUGCGUGCACGGCAAGGGCCCCACCGAGCAGCUGGUGUCACCCGAGCCCGAAGUCUGUGCCAUCGAGCGCUCCGAGCCCGACGACGAGUUCAUCGUGUUGGCGUGCGACGGCAUCUGGGAUGUCAUGGCCAACGACGAGCUAUGUGACUUUGUGCGCUCACGGCUGGAGGUCACUGACGAUCUGGAGAGGGUCUGCAAUGAAAUUGUCGACACCUGUCUUUACAAGGGGAGCAGGGACAAUAUGAGUGUGGUGCUGGUGUGCUUCAGCGGAGCGCCCAAGGUGUCCGCCGAGGCCGUGAGGAGGGAAUCAGAGCUGGAUAAGUACCUGGAGAGCCGAGUGGAGGAGAUCCUGAAGCAGAAUGGUGAGGAGGGCGUCCCGGACAUGGUGCAUGUGAUGCGCACAUUAGCGACAGAGAGCAUCCCCAACCUGCCACCAGGAGGAGAGCUCGCCAGCAAACGAAGCGUUAUUGAAGCAGUAUACAACAAACUCAACCCCUUCAGAAACGAGGACACACCCCCUCUGACCCCGAAGACUGACAAUCAGACGACGUUAAGCUAACCCCGGCUUCCCCUCGUUGUGUGUCUGUUAAAUUUGGCUUCAACAGCGCAUGCUUUUUUUUGGCCCAGCUAUAAGCAGUUGAAUAGUCCUCUCCCCCCUUUUUUCUUCAUUUUAACACAGUCUCUGUUGUUUUUUGCACAGCUGUCGCAAACAAAUUGAACAAAUUUAGCAAAUGUCCUCAAAACAGUGUUUAAAACAAUGUGGCAUUUGGUUCUUGCCCUUUGCACACAAUUUAAUGAUGUACUUUACGUAUAAAAAUUGUCUAUGUGAUGUGGCCCUGAUGUGCAUACCUUGCCAUAAAUAUAAAAAUGACAAAAAAAAUCCAUUGUCACACCAAUUUUAGGAUCAUAAAUAAUAUUAAUAAUAAUAAUUAAACAUACUGUGUGGAACUGAAUCCUUUAGUGUAAGUGUGUUUAUGGCCUACAUCUUCUCCCCAAUGUCAUUGUGUGCAAAGGGAACCAAAAAAAGAAAGAAAAAAAUGAUACGUUGGUAGACCCUCACACCACACACACCUAACAAAAGCAGUGUUUUUACCUCUGUUUUGAGUGGAUGUGAGCAAUCUUCUGUUCACAGUCAAGCUGCUCUAAAGAAAAGCCCUGAUCAUCUGUUGUGCACAUAAGCUAAGCUAUUUUUAUUAAAUGAUUAAUAUGUAUAUUUGUACUCAUUUAUAAAUAUGUACACAAAUGAAGUAAUCAAGGAAAAUCAGUCCUCCUCUUAACCCAUUCAGACCCUCGUAAACUGUUUUUCUGUCUGUCAUUUUAAUAUUUUCAGACUGGAAAUAAACCUAUUUUAUUUGA
This is a messenger RNA of Alosa alosa (allis shad), 2419 nucleotides long. RefSeq names its product protein phosphatase, Mg2+/Mn2+ dependent, 1Aa (gene ppm1aa). Gene Ontology annotation, molecular function: magnesium ion binding; protein serine/threonine phosphatase activity; manganese ion binding. Bases 375 to 1622 code for a protein of 415 amino acids. The transcript is spliced from 6 exons. The record is from RefSeq and is a predicted model, not a curated record. Lineage: Eukaryota; Metazoa; Chordata; Actinopteri; Clupeiformes; Clupeidae. Gene Ontology annotation, cellular component: nucleus; cytosol. Gene Ontology annotation, biological process: negative regulation of canonical NF-kappaB signal transduction; positive regulation of canonical Wnt signaling pathway; protein dephosphorylation.